AUGGCUCAACAAAAACCUUUAUCAUACCUGGCAGCAAUCGCCGUUUUAGAACAAAUGGAUUUCAUCACAAGGAAACAUCUUGCAUACCGCGUCAGUGCUCUUCAAUGUCUCGACGAUCGUGUGACCACUAGGAUCAAGUUUCUGAAGUUGACCCCGUGGAGUGUUACAAUCGACAAAACUUCCUAUACGUAUAAGUAUGGGCAGGAAGAAAUGGAAGCGAAAUUGAUAGAAGGCGACAUAAAUAUUGAAGACAGAAGAAGCGAAUUCCGGCAUAGAAUAUUUGAAGAUGUUAUAGCAGACAAUAACGGUGCCGAGCAUGUUGUGGAGAGACUGGUGGAGGAAGCUGGAGUGUUUCCUAAUGGUAUUGAUUUAGCUGCGUUUUUCGAUAGAACGCAUGUUCGAGGUGUUGUGCAAUAUGAUAAGCAUUUGGAGCGUAGAAUACUUCAUUGCUCUGCUGCUGGAGAAGAAACACGUUAUGUUCACAUUCAUCGAGAUGGAAAAAUUCAAGAUAUGCUUCGUCGCCAAAUUCAAAAACUUUUCGGACAGGCUCGCAUUCACCACGUUGAACAUCUUGAUAUUGGAAUUGAUUAUGGAGUUUUAAGACUUCCAAGAGGUCUCGUAUUCAAAGGGAAACAGCUGACAUGUUUGGAAAAUGCAAACUCUACUAUUAAUAGUAUUCUACCAAUCAUUCAUAAUUCUAGCCUUCCAUUUAAAAAUCUCUCUGUCAAACUCCGGAGCAAACGAGAUUCAGUUCUUAACAAUCAAGUACUGACUCAAACUGAGAAUCUGGUUAUUCAAAUGCCAUCUGCACUUUAUGAUUCUUGGGCUCAAACGAUCAUAGAACUACCUAAUACGAUCAUUCACCUGGAGAACACGGAUAUUCCAUUGAAUGAUCUGGCUGCUAUUGCGGAAAACUGGAUCGAAAACUUCAAAGAUGUCGGAAACAAGCUUAGCAUGGUGUCAUUAAAUAGCGCUGAGUUCGCAAUAGACGCCUUUGAAGCGAGAGUUCAAGCAACCAGAAAAUUUCUUUCAUCAAGACAGUGCCAAUGCGCAAGCCGACAGCUAACUGCUCAUUCGGAAUUGGUUGUGUACGGAUAUGAAAACCCAAACUUUGUGGAGGAACUCCAGGAUGAAGAAGGAGGAAAUCCUUGGGUUAUUGUGAUGGAAAUAUUGCCAAUCGGAUCAUCUGUCGACCUUAUCAACUGA
Molecule: messenger RNA, 1206 nt
Organism: Caenorhabditis remanei
Lineage: Eukaryota; Metazoa; Nematoda; Chromadorea; Rhabditida; Rhabditidae
Exons: 3
Coding region: 1-1206 (401 amino acids)
Source: RefSeq, a predicted model, not a curated record